Molecule: messenger RNA, 916 nt
Organism: Cuscuta campestris
Lineage: Eukaryota; Viridiplantae; Streptophyta; Magnoliopsida; Solanales; Convolvulaceae
Source: the annotation of a GenBank genome assembly
UCGGUGGGUGUUGCACAGUUGGCAAAACAAAAAGUACCAAAAGAAUAAUUAAGAUUCGAGUUCAAUUCAUACAACUGCGCUGGAAGGAGGAACGGAAGAAGCAACGGCAGGAGGGCGGAGAGCAACGGCAGGAGGGCUGAGAGCAACGGCCGUCAUUCGUCAGUGUCCCACCAAACUCCGCCACCACCGUCGCAGCCAGUACCGUCGCCGCCAUCGCCACCUUCGCCGCCAGCACAAACACCGCCCCCUCAUCCCGCUGAGCUUGCGGCUCAGUCUGCUGCAUACUUUGACGAUCUUUUUGGUCCGGGCUCUAGGGGAAUGGUGAGGAGCUAUGCUUCUUCUGCGGCUACAAACGGCAAUCAUCCGGCGAAUGGAACUCGUGCGGCAGGUAAUGGAGAAAGUAGCACCCACAGUACUUAUCAAAUGGCAAGAAAUCCAUGGCAAUACAACUCCUCCAUUUUCUAUGGUGGCCAAGAAGAUAUUUAUGUCCGACCCAGACCCCCCCCAAGAAGGCCCGAAGAUGACAUAAAUGAUGAGACAUAUUGUAAUAUAGGAGAUUGGUGGAAAGGGUCAUACCACUACUGAGGUGGAGGGGGGAUCUUAGAGGCACAAAAAUAAAAUAAACAUCCAAAAAAAUAGGUAGCCAACAAGCAAGCUAAGGAUCUGCAUGGGCAUGCAUAUGGCACUUCAGUUUCCUUUUCUUUUUUUUGUUGUGUUUCACUCUCUAUAUAUAGUGGCUUACAUAUCAUAUCCUUGCAAUUAUCCUAUACAUACAUAUCUAUAUGCAUGUAUGUAAGUAUGUAAAAUAAGGGAUAAUAUAUAUAGACAAGGUUGGAAUGAUAAUGUGUACGUGUAAUCUCUCUGAGUACAGAUCACCGUGUUUGAUAAUCAGAAAUAUUAAAUACUACAGAACAAG